Molecule: messenger RNA, 922 nt
Organism: Pungitius pungitius (ninespine stickleback)
Lineage: Eukaryota; Metazoa; Chordata; Actinopteri; Perciformes; Gasterosteidae
Gene: atox1
Product: antioxidant 1 copper chaperone
Exons: 4
Coding region: 155-361 (68 amino acids)
Biological process (GO): copper ion transport
Cellular component (GO): cytosol
Molecular function (GO): metal ion binding; copper chaperone activity
Source: RefSeq, a predicted model, not a curated record
GAUAUCCGGUUACUACAUUGAGCAACGCUAGCUUCAUGCCAGCUAAGUUUUAGUGGACAUUUGUGGAGGUUUUCCGGGGCGACGGUUGCUUGUCAGUCAGAGGCAAAAGUCCACAGCUCGUUCGACAAUCGGUUUGAGCCACAUCACUAUAAACAUGACCAAGCACGAGUUCGAGGUGGCGAUGACGUGUGAGGGAUGCUCCGGAGCAGUUACCAGGAUUCUCACCAAACUGCCAGACGUGAAGUUUGAGAUCGACCUUCCCAAGAAGCUGGUGUGGAUCGAGUCCGACAGAGACGUGGAGUCUCUCACCGACACGCUGAAGAAGUGCGGGAAGGAGGUCAAGUACAACGGCACCAAGUAAAGGAACGUGUGCUUCACGUGGAGCAGGUGACGUGAUGGGAAGUCAAUUCUGCUGGCGCAAACAUCCAAGUUCUUUGCCUAAUAAAGCAGCGUCUUAUGGAUCCCAAGUGGCCCCCACCUCAAUCUCAUACCUACAUCAUACCCCUCUUGGGGGCAGACCUCCUGUUGUGAUGUCACCUGCGUUUCAUCUUUAUUUGCAGCUCUGAACUCUGCCGCUCUCCCGUGUGACGUACUUCUCCUACAGUUACGGUGUUUGUUCGUCACGUUCAUGUUGCGCAUCGCAGACACGGAACUCUGGUUUGUGUAAUUAAAAAAAACAUCACGACCUGCGACUGCAUUUUUAAAAGCUCUGUUGCCAUUCUUUAGCCACCAGUUUGAGUAAAAGCUAACAAGCGUUAUUAAAGUAAACAUUCCGAGGUCUGAAGAAGGGGGUGGAGGACUCGGCCGCUCCAUCUUAGCUGCGUCACACGCCACACUACACAAGUUUAUCAACUCUGUUACGGGGAUUAAAUAAAUCUUCAUGUUGUGUUCAUGGGGAAUAAAAUCACUUCAGCCUGACAAA